AUGGAACAGUUCUCACUUCGUGGACAUCAUGCUCUCGUCACCGGCGGGAAUCAAGGCAUAGGGCUGGCUUUGGCCAUUGGCCUUGCUCAAGCCGGGGCGGAUGUGGCCGUCUUUGACCUAUCGACGCCUUCGCCAGAGUUCGACAGCAUCUCCACCUCAUAUGGCGUCCGCACGACAUACCGGAAGGUCGACGUCUCGUGUGUGGCCGCCCUGAAGGAAGCAUUUGAGGAUACGAUCAAACCGUUCUGUGGAGAGGGCGGGCUGGAUAUCUGCGUUGCCGCCGCGGGCAUCAACCAGAUCAAAGACUUCCUCGUCACGGAAGAAAGCGAUUUUGACAAGUUGUUAAGCGUGAACGUCAAGGGUGUGUAUUUCACUUGCCAAAUGGCUGCGCAGGCUAUGAUCAAACCCAGCCUGGACCCUGGCGAGCCGACUUCGACGAACAGCCUAAGCAACGGGAACACGACCCAGGACCAGAACCCGAGCCCGAGGAAAAGCAAAAGCAUCAUCGUCAUCGCGAGCACCAUCUCCCACGGUGCGAUCCGCACGCACAACUCGAGCAUCUACGCCGUGACCAAGGCGGCCGUCAAGGGCAUGGUCCCCGAAAUCGCCAAGGAACUGGCACAGCAGGGCAUCCGGAUCAACUCCCUCAGCCCCGGCUUCACCCUGUCCAAGAUGACCGAGGGCUACCCGGACCUGAUCCGGCAGUGGAAGAGGGAGACCAUGUUGGGCUUCAUCGGCGUGCCCGAAGACUAUGCCGGUGCGGCCCUCUACCUCGCCAGCAACGCGAGCAGGUAUGUCACGGGCCAAGAUUUUUUGGUGGAUGGGGGGUCGACGAAGUGGUGA
This is a messenger RNA of Fonsecaea erecta, 843 nucleotides long. RefSeq lists its product as hypothetical. The transcript is spliced from 2 exons. The record is from RefSeq and is a predicted model, not a curated record. Gene Ontology annotation, molecular function: oxidoreductase activity, acting on the CH-OH group of donors, NAD or NADP as acceptor. The coding region runs from base 1 to 843 and encodes 280 amino acids. NCBI's taxonomy places the organism in Eukaryota, Fungi, Ascomycota, Eurotiomycetes, Chaetothyriales, Herpotrichiellaceae.